Messenger RNA from Ipomoea nil (Japanese morning glory), 2071 nucleotides. RefSeq names its product glucose-1-phosphate adenylyltransferase large subunit 2, chloroplastic/amyloplastic-like. Gene Ontology annotation, molecular function: glucose-1-phosphate adenylyltransferase activity. The transcript is spliced from 14 exons. Gene Ontology annotation, biological process: glycogen biosynthetic process. The coding region runs from base 350 to 1903 and encodes 517 amino acids. The record is from RefSeq and is a predicted model, not a curated record. NCBI's taxonomy places the organism in Eukaryota, Viridiplantae, Streptophyta, Magnoliopsida, Solanales, Convolvulaceae.
AAUAAUUUGACCUCACAUUUUCCCUCAUAUCAACUCUUCCUUCUCGUCAUCACUACCUCCGUAGACCAAGAACUAGUAGUCUUUUACAAAGCUUGGAUUUUCCCCCAUUGAUUCUGUGAUCUGGGCACUUCUUUCCUUCACACAUUUUUAGGUCUCAAAAAUUUCUUGGGUUUUUGAUACUUUUUGGCUUUUUCAAAAAAUUUCUUGGUUUUCAAUGCCUUUUCCCUUUUGAAGUUAUUAUUCUUCUUAUAAAAGAUAGUUUUAGCCUUUAAGGUGUAAAGAACUACAAAAGCUUUGCUGACAUCAAGAAGCUAGUUUACUGUGCUUUAUAUAGUAUAGAUAUAGAGUUAUGGAUGCUCUCUGUGCUUCUAUGAGGGCCCACCCAGUGCCAGUUAGCAAGGGUUUUGGCUAUGGGGAUAGUGGAUUCUGGGGAGAGAGGAUCAGAGGUUGUAGGGUUAAAACUGAGAGACAUGAGGGGAUGCCUAAGAAGGUUAACCUUGGGGUGGCCUGUUCUAUUGUGACACAUGAUAUUAACAAACAACAUUUGUCAUUUGAGACGCAGCAUUUUGAAGAGCAUCCACAGGGUGACCCCAGAAAUGUUGCCUCGAUUGUUCUGGGUGGUGGUGCUGGGACUCGUCUCUUUCCACUUACAAGAAGCAGGGCUAAACCAGCUGUUCCUAUAGGUGGUUGCUACAGGCUAAUUGAUGUACCAAUGAGCAACUGUAUCAACAGUGGCAUCCGUAAAAUUUUUAUCCUAACGCAGUUCAAUUCCUUCUCACUUAAUCGUCAUCUUGCUCGCGCAUAUGGCAUUGGAAAUGGAGUCAAUUUCGGGGAUGGUUUUGUUGAGGUUCUAGCUGCCACCCAAACGCCAGGAGAAGCGGGAAAAAUGUGGUUCCAAGGCACUGCUGAUGCUGUGCGGCAAUUUAUAUGGGUAUUUGAGGACGCCAAGAACAAGAACAUCGACAACAUAUUAAUCUUGUCGGGUGACCAUCUUUACCGAAUGGACUACAUGGACUUUGUUCAGAGGCAUAUUGACACAAAUGCUGAUAUUACCGUUUCUUGUGUACCAAUGGAUGAUAGCCGAGCUUCAGACUAUGGAUUGAUGAAAAUUGAUGGAAGCGGGCGUAUUGUCCACUUCGCUGAGAAACCGAAAGGGCCUGCUCUGAAAACAAUGCAAGUUGACACGUCUCUGCUAGGACUUUCUGAGAACGAGGCCAAGAAAUAUCCCUAUAUUGCAUCCAUGGGUGUUUACGUUUUUAGAACCGAGGUUCUACUAAAUCUCCUAAGGUCGCAGUACCCUUCGUGCAAUGAUUUUGGGUCAGAAAUCAUCCCCGCUGCAGUGAAGGACCAUAAUGUCCAAGCUUAUUUGUUUAGUGAUUACUGGGAGGACAUUGGAACGGUGAAGUCUUUCUUUGAUGCAAACUUAGCCCUCACCGAGCAGCCUCCUAUGUUUGAUUUCAAUGACCCGAAGACCCCUUUCUACACUUCACCGCGAUUCUUACCUCCUACUAAAGUCGACAAGUGCAAGAUAGUGGAUGCAAUAAUUUCACAUGGUUGCUUCUUAAGAGAGUGUAGCGUUAAACACUCUAUAGUGGGCAUUCGGUCACGAUUAGAUUAUGGUGUCGAGCUUGAGGAUACCAUGGUGAUGGGCGCAGACUACUACCAAACAGAAUCGGAGAUCGCUUCUCUACUAGCCACCGGGAAUGUCCCAAUUGGUAUUGGCACAAACACGAAAAUCAGAAACUGCAUAAUUGACAAGAAUGCCAGGAUAGGAAAAGACGUGGUUAUUGCAAACAAGGAUGGAGUGGACGAAGCUGACAGAGCAGACGAGGGAUUCUACAUCAGGUCCGGGAUCACCAUCGUGCUGAAGAACGCAACGAUCAGAGAUGGAACAGUCAUAUGAAAAGCUUCUUGAUCACCAUUACAGGUAAUUGUAAUGGCUGAGCCCAUUUUGAUGGCAUGGAUUCGAACCCAUGAUCGGGUUCAUUUUGUUACCGGAUUAAAAGUUUAAACUAAUAGUUGGACUGUACAUUUAUAUUUAUAUAAACGAACCAGUUACAUGUUUGAGAUA